GCGUUGUCCAAUAAUUAACUGCAGAACUGAUAAGGCAGGAAGAGGAGAGAGAAAGAAAGAGAAAGGGGGAGAAAAAGAGAGAAGGAAAGAAGGACACAUGACACAGAGAAAUGAACUCAGCAAAGAAAAAGGACGUUGACUCAGCAGUUGCAGCUUGAGGGAAAAAGAGGAAGAGGAAAGCUCUGACAGUGUACUAGUGUGCGCAGAGUUUCUCAUUUUGUUUCUCUCCAGCAGUGGUUAAAUGUACUCCAUGGAGGACACACAGGUGGCCAGGACCAUAGAGCUGAAUGAUGGCACUCGAAUGCCAGCUUUGGGUCUGGGGACAUGGAAGUCUUCCUUUUUCCCCCGCACCUCAAUCCAGGGUGCAGUAGAGACUGCCAUUGCAGCUGGAUACCGCCACAUAGACACCGCGUACAGCUACAAAAAUGAAGUUGAUAUUGGCAAGGCUCUGCAAUCCAAGAUGCAGCAAGGCAUCAUCAGGCGCCAGGACAUGUUCAUCGUCAGUAAGCUGUGGUGUACCUAUCAUGCCCCAGAAGACAUCCCUGUGUGCCUGAAUAAGUCCCUGAAUGAUCUCCAGCUGGACUACCUGGAUCUUUACCUUGUGCAUUUCCCUGUUGGCCUAAAGAAAGUGGAUGAUGAGCUUUUCCCAAAGAAGGAUGGAAAGAUGCUGACCUCUGACGUUGACUAUAUAGACGUAUGGAGGGGGAUGGAAACUCUGCAAGCCUCAGGGAAGGUGAAGAGCAUUGGGGUGUCCAACUUCAACAUCCUGCAGCUGGAGAGACUUCUUGCUCUGUGCAGGGUGCCUCCCGCUGUCAAUCAGGUGGAGCUACAUCCCUACCUGGUGCAGACAGAGCUGGUAGAAUUCUGUAAAUCUAAAAACAUUGCCCUGACUGCCUACAGCCCCUUUGGCUCACCUGCGAGAUCCCCAAAGCUAAUAAGAGAAGACGCGGAUCCACAUAAGCUCCUGGAGGACCCAGUAGUUGCAGAGAUAGCCAAGAAGCACAGACACAGCCCUGCACAGGUAUUGCUGAGGUACCACGUGCAGCAGGGUGUUGCAGUCAUCCCUAAGAGUGACAAGCCUCAUCACAUCCUUGAAAACACAAAGGUCUUUGAGUUCAGUCUGACAGACGAAGACAUGCGAGCACUGAGAGGACUGGACCGAGGAUGGAAAGCCUGCAUGCUCGAAGAGGUCAAGUCUCAUCCGUAUUAUCCCUUUGUAUGAGGAGAGGAAAGACAGCAGACUGGAUCCACUGAUACCACGAGCAUCAACUGGGCGAGCUACAUGCAGUCUACCUACAGUAAUUCAUCACUGACUUGUUUACCGAAUAAUGAAGGAAUGUGAAGGUGAAUCUGAAGAGUGAAAAUAUGAAUGUGUAAUGAAUAUCAGGGUGUUGAUAAGCUCUUUUCUAUUGUGCUGAAAACUGUGAUGCUUACUUUUCUAAUAUUUCCUGUUAUGAAUAAAAUACUGUAUGUUUGUGUUCACAUAAUCACACUCUAAUUUCAUUCCAUACACUCUCUGAAUAAGUGUGAUGUGCGAAGGAGGGCAUUUCUGGAUGGACCUUGAAAAUGAGUGGAGUUUUGUACUCUAGAGGCGGUGGUGACAAUAUCUCUGUUAGACAAUGUCAGUUCUAAUGCUUUUAGUCCUGCAAGGCAGCCUGACCUUGGAGCUGGAAUGAGGAUUCUCAGGGACAUCACUGAUUAUUCUGGGCUUGUGGCCCACCACGGUGGUCACCUGACCCAAUAUCUGACAGUGGAACAGCAACAAAUGCGUCUGUCAGGCAUCCAGCAUGUUAAUCAACUGUAGUUCUUGUACGGAGAUUCUUAUGCACAUACGCAGUUUACGACAGUGGCAGAUUUAGCAGCUGAUGAACCGGACAAAAGCAGCUUAUUUAUCUAGUUGCUGACUGUUGUUGUGCUGGCUGUAAUGACAGCUGUUGGAGGCAGAUUUUUAUCAACUGUAUCUAGCUGGCUAAUUAAGCUAAUGUUAGCGCCAUAAGUUGGUUAAAAAAGCUGUCUCUGGUUGACUUUUUCAUGCCUUCAGCUGACUCAAAUCUUAAAAUAUGUGUCUGCUCAUUUCAUGCGAGAUAUCGUGCCAAAAGGCUGUGGUUAAAGCUGCACAUCCCUGGCAAAAAGUCAGCACCCUCACCAUAUGAUCUAUGUAGAGGACGUGGAAAAAAUCAUUGAUCAAACUUUGAAACAUCACAAUCAAACAAGGGUUGGAAAUAUUAAAUAUUUAAUAAGAUUUAACACAAACAGACACUUGUCUGCUAGUUAACAACUGGUUAACUGUGGUAACAGAGUCGUUGCUACAUGCCAUGCUGUCAUGUUAUGUGUAGCCUACAUUCCAAAAUAAAGA
This is a messenger RNA of Chelmon rostratus (copperband butterflyfish), 2356 nucleotides long. RefSeq lists its product as uncharacterized. The coding region runs from base 242 to 1222 and encodes 326 amino acids. NCBI's taxonomy places the organism in Eukaryota, Metazoa, Chordata, Actinopteri, Chaetodontiformes, Chaetodontidae. The record is from RefSeq and is a predicted model, not a curated record. The transcript has 10 exons. Gene Ontology annotation, cellular component: cytosol. Gene Ontology annotation, molecular function: aldose reductase (NADPH) activity.